Molecule: messenger RNA, 42740 nt
Organism: Pelobates cultripes (western spadefoot toad)
Lineage: Eukaryota; Metazoa; Chordata; Amphibia; Anura; Pelobatidae
Source: the annotation of a GenBank genome assembly
CACCCAGCUCGGGGAGGAAGAUGGCGGCCUUUGGGAUUCUCAGUUACGAACACCGGCCGCUAAAGAGACCCCGACUGGGACCCCCCGACGUCUACCCGCAGGACGCAAAGCAGAAAGAGGUAACCAUGGGAGACAGGAGAGCAAAAUGGGGGUCAGAGGGGGGAGGGGGCAUUAUGGGUAAAUGGACAGGGUCUAACAUGGAAAUACACAGGGAGGACUGGGACACUGAGGGGCAUUGUGGGUAAAUGGACAGGGUCUAACAUGGAAAUACACAGGGAGGACUGGGACACUGAGGGGCAUUGUGGGUAAAUGGACAGGGUCUAACAUGGAAAUACACAGGGAGGACUGGGACACUGAGGGGCAUUAUGGGUAAAUGGCCAGGGUCUAACAUGGAAAUACACAGGGAGGACUGGGACACUGAGGGGCAUUAUGGGUAAAUGGCCAGGGUCUAACAUGGAAAUACACAGGGAGGAGUGGGACACUGAGGGGCAUUGUGGGUAAAUGGACAGGGUCUAACAUGGAAAUACACAGGGAGGACUGGGACACUGAGGGGCAUUAUGGGUAAAUGGACAGGGUCUAACAUGGAAAUACACAGGGAGGAGUGGGACACUGAGGGGCAUUAUGGGUAAAUGGACAGGGUCUAACAUGGAAAUACACAGGGAGGAGUGGGACACUGAGGGGCAUUAUGGGUAAAUGGACAGGGUCUAACAUGGAAAUACACAGGGAGGACUGGGACACUGAGGGGCAUUAUGGGUAAAUGGACAGGGUCUAACAUGGAAAUACACAGGGAGGAGUGGGACACUGAGGGGCAUUGUGGGUAAAUGGACAGGGUCUAACAUGGAAAUACACAGGGAGGAGUGGGACACUGAGGGGCAUUAUGGGUAAAUGGACAGGGUCUAACAUGGAAAUACACAGGGAGGACUGGGACACUGAGGGGCAUUAUGGGUAAAUGGACAGGGUCUAACAUGGAAAUACACAGGGAGGACUGGGACACUGAGGGGCAUUGUGGGUAAAUGGACAGGGUCUAACAUGGAAAUACACAGGGAGGAGUGGGACACUGAGGGGCCUUAUGGGUAAAUGGACAGGGUCUAACAUGGAAAUACACAGGGAGGAGUGGGACACUGAGGGGCAUUAUGGGUAAAUGGACAGGGUCUAACAUGGAAAUACACAGGGAGGACUGGGACACUGAGGGGCAUUGUGGGUAAAUGGACAGGGUCUAACAUGGAAAUACACAGGGAGGACUGGGACACUGAGGGGCAUUGUGGGUAAAUGGACAGGGUCUAACAUGGAAAUACACAGGGAGGAGUGGGACACUGAGGGGCCUUAUGGGUAAAUGGACAGGGUCUAACAUGGAAAUACACAGGGAGGAGUGGGACACUGAGGGGCAUUAUGGGUAAAUGGACAGGGUCUAACAUGGAAAUACACAGGGAGGACUGGGACACUGAGGGGCAUUGUGGGUAAAUGGACAGGGUCUAACAUGGAAAUACACAGGGAGGACUGGGACACUGAGGGGCAUUGUGGGUAAAUGGCCAGGGUCUAACAUGGAAAUACACAGGGAGGAGUGGGACACUGAGGGGCAUUAUGGGUAAAUGGCCAGGGUCUAACAUGGAAAUACACAGGGAGGAGUGGGACACUGAGGGGCAUUAUGGGUAAAUGGACAGGGUCUAACAUGGAAAUACACAGGGAGGACUGGGACACUGAGGGGCAUUGUGGGUAAAUGGACAGGGUCUAACAUGGAAAUACACAGGGAGGAGUGGGACACUGAGGGGCAUUAUGGGUAAAUGGCCAGGGUCUAACAUGGAAAUACACAGGGAGGACUGGGACACUGAGGGGCAUUAUGGGUAAAUGGCCAGGGUCUAACAUGGAAAUACACAGGGAGGAGUGGGACACUGAGGGGCAUUAUGGGUAAAUGGACAGGGUCUAACAUGGAAAUACACAGGGAGGACUGGGACACUGAGGGGCAUUGUGGGUAAAUGGCCAGGGUCUAACAUGGAAAUACACAGGGAGGAGUGGGACACUGAGGGGCAUUGUGGGUAAUGGCCAGGGUCUAACAUGGAAAUACACAGGGAGGACUGGGACACUGAGGGGCAUUAUGGGUACAUGGCCAGGGUCUAACAUGGAAAUACACAGGGAGGACUGGGACACUGAGGGGCAUUAUGGGUACAUGGCCAGGGUCUAACAUGGAAAUACACAGGGAGGACUGGGACACUGAGGGGCAUUAUGGGUACAUGGCCAGGGUCUAACAUGGAAAUACCCAGGGAGGACUGGGACACUGAGGGGCAUUAUGGGUACAUGGCCAGGGUCUAACAUGGAAAUACACAGGGAGGACUGGGACACUGAGGGGCAUUGUGGGUACAUGGCCAGGGUCUAACAUGGAAAUACACAGGGAGGAGUGGGACACUGAGGGGCAUUAUGGGUAAAUGGACAGGGUCUAACAUGGAAAUACACAGGGAGGAGUGGGACACUGAGGGGCAUUGUGGGUAAAUGGCCAGGGUCUAACAUGGAAAUACACAGGGAGGACAGGGGCAUUAUGGGUAAAUGGACAGGGUCUAACAUGGAAAUACACAGGGAGGACUGGGACACUGAGGGGCAUUGUGGGUAAAUGGCCAGGGUCUAACAUGGAAAUACACAGGGAGGACUGGGACACUGAGGGGCAUUGUGGGUAAAUGGCCAGGGUCUAACAUGGAAAUACACAGGGAGGAGUGGGACACUGAGGGGCAUUGUGGGUAAAUGGCCAGGGUCUAACAUGGAAAUACACAGGGAGGACUGGGACACUGAGGGGCAUUGUGGGUAAAUGGCCAGGGUCUAACAUGGAAAUACACAGGGAGGACUGGGACACUGAACAUGGGUAAAUACUAACAUGGGGAGGACUGGGACACUGAGGGGCAUUAUGGGUAAAUGGCCAGGGUCUAACAUGGAAAUACACAGGGAGGACUGGGACACUGAGGGGCAUUAUGGGUAAAUGGCCAGGGUCUAACAUGGAAAUACACAGGGAGGACUGGGACACUGAGGGGCAUUAUGGGUAAAUGGCCAGGGUCUAACAUGGAAAUACACAGGGAGGACUGGGACACUGAGGGGCAUUAUGGGUAAAUGGCAAGGGUCUAACAUGGAAAUACACAGGGAGGAGUGGGACACUGAGGGGCAUUAUGGGUAAAUGGACAGGGUCUAACAUGGAAAUACACAGGGAGGAGUGGGACACUGAGGGGCAUUAUGGGUAAAUGGACAGGGUCUAACAUGGAAAUACACAGGGAGGACUAGGACACUGAGGGGCAUUGUGGGUAAAUGGCCAGGGUCUAACAUGGAAAUACACAGGGAGGACAGGGGCAUUAUGGGUAAAUGGACAGGGUCUAACAUGGAAAUACACAGGGCGGACUGGGACACUGAGGGGCAUUGUGGGUAAAUGGCCAGGGUCUAACAUGGAAAUACACAGGGAGGACUGGGACACUGAGGGGCAUUAUGGGUAAAUGGACAGGGUCUAACAUGGAAAUACACAGGGAGGACUGGGACACUGAGGGGCAUUAUGGGUAAAUGGACAGGGUCUAACAUGGAAAUACACAGGGAGGAGUGGGACACUGAGGGGCAUUGUGGGUAAAUGGCCAGGGUCUAACAUGGAAAUACACAGGGAGGACUGGGACACUGAGGGGCGUUAUGGGUAAAUGGCCAGGGUCUAACAUGGAAAUACACAGGGAGGAGUGGGACACUGAGGGGCAUUAUGGGUAAAUGGACAGGGUCUAACAUGGAAAUACACAGAGAAGACUGGACUUUAUCUACACAGGGACGCUGAGAGGCAGUAUGGGUAAAUGUACAGGUCCUAACAAGUAGGUGAACAGGCAAGACUAGGCUUUAUGUGGACUGGGACACUCAAGGGGGGGGAUGAUGAAAAGGGGGAGAAAGACCAAACCAUGGUGGGAAAUUAACAUAGGGAAAGGGUGACUGGGAUAUAGAAUACAUGGAGGGUAAAUGAUUGCUGAAAUCCCUGACGGGGCAGACCAUUAAUUUAAUGUUUCUCUAUAAUAUGGUCAAAUUGCUAUUGUAGAAUGCAAAGGUUAUUCAUUUAAGCUUAAUUUAUUGGUGGGGUUAUACCUAUCUUACAAUGCCAAAUUGCCAUAAAGGAGCUUGGUUGGCAGGAUGAGGUCCAGCACCUGAGGGGUCAAAUAUAGCAAUGGUUAUAUACCUGACAGAGGAGGUGUUAAAUAUCUGAGGUGCAGGUCUGAUUGGUAGGAUGAGGUCCAGCAUCUGAGGGGUCACAUUUAGCAAUGGUCAUAUAUUGACAGAUAAGGUUAAAUAUCAGAGGUGCAGGUCUGACAAUGGGGACUUUAAAUGUGUGUUGUGUGUCUCUGAUAGGGGAGGAUAUAUGUGCUUCCUUCAAGAAAGGGGCUAAAUGUAGACAGGGUUAAAGGGCAAUUCAAUCACUCUACCAAAGAAUUGGGAAUUGGCUAACCUUAUAUUGAAAUAAAAUACAACAUAGUAUAAUCCAAUAAUGUAAAUUAGAAUGUGAUUGAUGAAAUAAAACUCAUAAGAUUGUGGUAAACAGCUUCACAUGGUGCCUCCUCCAAUUCAGUCCUGGCAGGAAGGUGUUAACACAAUGGAUCAGACUCUGGGAGGGAAGGGGUUAAAUGUUAGAGGAUCUGUGUGUCUGUCAGGGAAUGAGUGAGCAGCAAAGUGGCUUGUCUCUGACAUGAAAGGGGAUAUAUGUUGGUUCUCUCUGCCAUACUGGAGGCUAAAUGUGAAUGGGUCUGUCAGGCUGGACUUACAGUUAAAUCUGUAGUGUACCUUUCCUGUCAACAAGGGGUUUAAAUGUCAGCUUGCAAUGGAAAGUCGAUACAUUUUAAAUGUGGAUUGGGGCCUUGGGUUAUACCACUUUCUGGUCCUUGAUUAAUAGGUGGCACAGUGGUAAGACUCGCGCAUUGUACAAUAUACUCUAAAACAACAUCUGAGUUACUCUGUGCAAAUUCAUUUGGGGCCGCAGGUUGUGGUAAGUGCAGGCCAUUUUGUAUUGUAGUGUAGACACGGACUAAAUCACAUUUUCUGUCCCAUACAAUGCUCUAAUAGGCAAGAGGAAAAGCGUAGGACGUGGAUAGGUUGGUUUUGAGUAUUCUAUUCAUUGGAUUGUUACUCUUUAUGGUUUUAAGCCAAACUAGGUAGGAUAUUUGGUAUUGGCAGGUCUGGGGUUUACAUACCGCUGAACAUAAGUCUUACCAACAACCAAUGUUAAAAAGCUAUCUGCAAUUCACAGAAUAGCAACACAACAAAAAAAAACCCAAAAAAUGUGGCUAUUAUCUAUCACCAUCCACACAGUAGCAAAAUGUUUAUUAUUUCCAUACAUUAAAUGUGCUACUUACCUAACCAGUUUGUUGUUUAAAUAAACAUGGAAAUACCUUUUAAUAUUGUUGACUGACAUAAAUUUUACAAAAUGUUUUUUAAAUCUUAGUAAAUAGAUUGGUGGCUGAACAUGCUGGGGUUAGUGGUAAUAUAGAAUGAACGAUAAGUAGGGAGAAUAGAACACAUUGCUAAUUAGAAUGUGUCAGAGGCCCUCUCUUUAAAAAAAGGCUGAUCAAUUUAUAGAUUUUUUUUUUUUUUUUUCCCACUUCUGAAUACUGUUUAAGAACAGUAACUGGGGAUGGUGAGACUUGAGUCUGACUUUAAAACAGUCUUGCUGUAUCCUGGAUGAAUGAGAGGAAUAGUACAUUUGUAUUUCUAAAUUGUCUGUCUAUGCUGCGGAACUGCACUGUGGAUAUGCAAACCAUACUUAAAUAAAUGCAAACAAGAUGUGAUAAAGGCCCUGUUCGCUGGAAUGGACAACCCAUAUGAAGGAAUUGUUGUGGUGCUUAGGGAGGGUAGGGCACGCUGUAGAUGUUAGGGGUUUAUAGCUAUAGACUCCAUUAAUGUUUAGUUUGUGUCUGGAGUGUCCCUUUAAGUGUGAAUAAAAUAUUAAAGAGACACUUCACGCACCAUAGCCCCUACAGUCUACUAUAGUGAUUAUGCUGUCCGGCACUGUAGCCGUAGACACAGGGCAGGAACCAGCUUCGUCAUCAAACCGCUGUAAAACAGUUUGAAAUUACUUUGGCUGUGCGCCAGGGAACUCCUAGAACCAUAACUACUACAGCACUCUUUAGUGGUCACUGUGUUUGGGGAAAAAAGCGCAAAUAUAUAUUUGCCAUUUAGAUUCAAGUAAGUGGAAUAGCUGUUGGCAUAUUGUUCAGAUCUCCCCCAAACCGUUUCGCUUGCUAUUUUGAGUUUUUGAUCCUUUUUAAUCACUGUAAACGAUUUCCCUGCAUUCACCUGUGUUCAUUCGGUUGUGUCCUCUCCCUGCUCUUUAACUACCUUUGAAUGUUUCGUUUUAAUUAUGUGUUCGGGAAAUGUUUUUCGUUCUACCGAACAGAGACCACCCUGGGUAGCAAUCAGAAUUUGGAACACCGAGUAACCACUCGAAAAACCGCAACUUAAUUGAGUGCUUCUAGGUGGCCGCCAUUCGGCAUACGAACACGUGAUGAGAACAAAGGAUGGCGGCCAUCUUAAAUCUUCAGAAUGCGGUCAGCGGGACUUACUCGUGGGUUGCCUGGAACUGUUUUUGGCAUGGCAAUCACACGAACGUCCGGUCAUUAUGGAAGUCCCGUCUGACCUAUUUCCACCCAUAGUAUCAAACCGGCGUUCGGGAGUUUUAAGCUGCAACAUACCUAUGGUAGUUUUCAUGUAAUUCUGCGCGAACAGAGACCAGCUAUUGCUACUGAUUUCAUGGAAAUCUAAAUCGGAUACCACCACAUGGUGAGCCGGUCAAACUUCCACACAAUGCGACACGGAAACUACCGAACUGAUUUUCGUGAAAUUUGGAUGUGUGACUCCCAGUAUCCUCAGCUACCCAGGGAUAUGGUUUAUAUAUUUCUCUGUUAUGCAUAAAGUAUUUUUCUUAAAAUGUUGAAAAUUGUAAUGGCCAGCAGAUAAUUGAGUUUAGUAUGUUGCUGAAACUCAAUUAUCUAGCCUGGCCUAGAGGAGGAGUCUGUUACUGUAUACAUUGAAUGCCUGUUGCUUCCAGUAAAUCAGUCUUGUUCCAGCAUUAAGCUUUGGCUCAUGUGUGGAUACCAGCGAUUUAUUACUCUGUGGAUUACUGGGUGAUUUUAUUUUGAUGGGAAGAAGGGAAUACUGGACGGUGAUACAGUUUACUACCGUCACAAUCACAGUUUCCCAAAAUUUACAGUUGUCUUUCCACACAAUUUUAACCAUUGAUUUCCUAAUAUUACAAUCUUCUUUAACACCUUAAGGACCAAACUUCUGGAAUAAAAGGGAAUCAUGACAUGUCAGACAUGUCAUGUGUCCUUAAGGGGUUAAAUUCCCUAACAGUGGUAUUCAGCAACGUCCUCAUUUAUCAUUUAAAAGCGCUUUUGUUAUAGCUAUGAACUCUUAUCAAUUAGACCUUGCCUUUACAUAGGAAAUCUAAAUAAAGGUUUUGAACAGGGACUUUAUCAAGAUGAUAUACCAUAUUUUAUUAGUCACUACAUACCUAUACUUUCCACUGAUAGAAACAUUACAAGAUCUAACUAGGUGGCGGUGUACCUACAGCUGUGGAAUAAGGCUAGAACAUUCUGUUUUUCUGUUUUUCCAUCAUGGAAAUAUUUCCUUUACAUGGUUCAAAAUAUUAUAUUAUGGUACUUCUAAAUGUGUGAAAGCCCAUGUGUGAUCUGCAAAAAAUUUUUUUGCCAGUCGAGCAUUGGUGAUUUGCAGGUGAAACUUAUUUAUGAACAUUACAUUAUUUGUAACAUUGGAGGGUUUUAUUGGAAAUGUUAAUUAUUGGACCCCCUGCUCUCUAUUAAAUAAAACAUUAACAUACAUCAAAAUUGUGAACUCCAGGUGUCAUUUGAUGACUGGGGCUCCUCUCUUUCAUUGGGUCCAGAAUUUGCAGCUCCAGACUGACCGAUGCCCUGUUCACUGCGCUUCAAACAACUAUCUAUUUAUAUAGAUAUUUAAGUCCCCACUGCUACAAUGCAGUGUGAGCAGGGCUAAAUCCCUGCAAACACCUAGGAGUCGAAGGUAUCAAUUGAUACCUGGGGCUCCCCUGUGUCAGCUGGGGCUAUUUUUAGUGGCUCCAGACUUUUUGAUAAGCUGCAUUCAGCAUGGCAUGCAGCCUCUUCUAUAGGCAUGUAAAUGUUUAUAGCUAAGGUUACCAUAUCCACCAUGUCUUCAGCGACACGUAAUUUUGUCAUAUUUUGAAAAUGCAUGAAGAGGGCUGACCAUACCAGUAUGUAAAAUGCAUUCUGCAGGAUUCUUUAUUGUAUAAUUACUUGAUCUGAUACACCUCUUUUGAAUUCUACAUACUACAGGGCAACCCUUUCGAUGUGCUGCCCAUCAAUAUGUAUACGUGAUCUGUGUCCCUGAAAACAUGGUGGAUAUGGAACCCUAGCUAGAUCUUGGUGUGUGGACGUUUAAACCCUGCUCAUACCAGGGAGUCGUAGGUAUCAUUAGAUACCUGGGGUCUCCAUUAACAGCUGAGGCCCUUUUUAGUGACCCCAGACUGUCAAGCUCCAUGCUGAGCACCAAGUGAAUUUGGCAUAUAGCACUUUCAAUGAGGAUUUGUAGCAAAGUAAUUUGAGCAGGGUUAAAUACCUGCUUACAUAAGGAAGACCUCCCCUCGGUCAGCUGGGGCCAUUUUAAUGAGCUGCAUUCAGUGAUGAAACCCAGCACUGAAUACAGGUAUUUAACUAAAUCUAGAACACCAUGGUUGAGUAAUCUAGCUCAGCCACAGUGAUUCCUUUAGUGGAUCUGGUGCCUGGGACACCGCCAGGGUCUCCUUCCUUCCCUAAUACCAAUUUUCUUUUAUUUAAAAAAAAUGAUAAAUGCUUUUUGCUAGCUGCCCAGCACCGUCACAAUGCAUUGGACAUGCUAUUUUCAGGAAGACAAACAUCUGCCUUUCAUGCAGGGUUCAGAUUAGGGCCUGCUAGAGAAUUCCUCUUCUGACAUCAGCAGGGAAUCAUUUGAACAUUAUUGCUAGGGGUUGGGAUUGAGAUUAUAAUUAUGGUUAGGCAUAGGAUUAUGGUAUGGGUUAAGAUUGAGGUGAGGUUAGAGUUAGAAUUAUAUUUGGAAUUAGGAUUUGGUUUAGAAUUAGGGUUUGUUUUAUGUUUAAGGUUUUAGAUUGGGUUUAAGAUUACUUUGCAACAGAUGUAUUUAUGAGAUGUUGCUCAAUACAGUGGGACACAUAAGAUUUAAAAUUAUCAUAAAAAAUACGUUUGUGUAAAAAUUGAAAGAAUAAAAAUUGGAACCAGAACAUUUGAAGAAAAGAAAAAAAACAGUGAAAAAAUUGCAACUUAAUAAAGCUCAAAAUAUAUCAAGUGAGAGUCCCCAUGGUGACCAUUUUUGGAAACUAAUAUGCAUUUGGUGAUUAUUUGAAAUCCGUGGGCUACCAAAAUGCCCCAAAAAACUCACCAUGUAUCAAUUUUUAGUUUGCCAUUUUUUGAAGAAAUGCCUUCUUAAACUUUGAAAAAAGAUUGAUGCUAAAAUGGCUGUAUAAUUAGGCUCAAAAUAUACUGUGUAUUUUCAGUGAAGGGAACUGCACUCCUAAAUAAUCCAAACUACCUCAAUGGUGCUCCAAGCCUAGGGUCGCCCCCAACCCCAAGUAACAGGAUUCCAGCAAAUCAAAGAAAGCCCAGGCACUCAGUGAAGUGAAUUUAACUUUUUAAUCACCAUCUGUGACCUUUAUCAUGCCAUCACUAAAUAGAAAGUCACUUGACCUGAGGAAUUCUGAGUGAUCAGACAAAACCUGUUGGUUUAGCUAUGUGGACUAUCUGACACUACAUAGUAGAGUGGUUCCAUACAGGGAAGUAUCCUGCGUUCAGCGAUUCCCUGGAGUGGUUUAGUGGGCGCUUUUGGACAAGCAAGUAUAUCUGGGCACCUUAAAUAAUAACUAGCAGGAACAGGGGAAUUAACAGACCCAGACAGGAGUGGUGGAUAUUCUGAUUAAUACACAAUUUACAUACAAGGACUCUGGGUGAUUUUAAUACAAGGUCUGUAAAUGUGAAUAUUUUGCGCAUACAAAGAGUUCUGUGUGUAGUCUGCAACAGAUGAUAUUUUACUAUAUGUACUCUUUUAUUUUAAAGGGACUGCUCAAUGAAGCAGUUUGGUGUAUAGGUCAUGCCCCUGCAAGCUUACUGAUCAAUUAGAGUUAAAUCACAUUGUUUAUACAGCCAUAGUCACACCUCCCUGCAUGUUAAGUGCACAGCCUUACUAAACACUUCCUGUAAAGAGAGAUCUAAUGUUUAAACUUCCUUUAUUGCAGUCUGUUUAAUUUAUUUUCUCCAGCUUUGUUAAUAGCCUUUCUACACCCAGCUGGAACCUCCUGUGUGUGAUUAAAGUUUACUUUACAGAGCAGGAGAUAAAAACUUCUAAAGCAAGUUAACUUCGGAGAACAACCAUUUUUCCAUGCAGGCUGUGUAAGUCACUGCCAGGGGAGGUUUGGCUAGUGCUACAUAAACAGAAACAAAAGUGAUUUAAAACCUGAGACUGCAUUAGUCUGAUCAAAAACUGAAUAAUUACCGUAUUUUUCGCUCCAUAAGACGCACUUUUUUCCCCCUCAAAAGUGAGGGGAAAUGUCUGUGCGUCUUAUGGAGCGAAUGUGAAGAAUUACUUACCUGUCUUGGAGCGUGGGCCGGCUUCACAGCGCGCUCCACGGCCAGGAACUUCUAUUUCAGGUUCCGGUUUCCGGCGGGACUGAAAGGAAGUGCACACUCAGUGUGCACACUUCCUUUCAGUCCCGCCGGAAACCGGAACCUGAAAUAGAAGUUCCUGGACCGCGGAGCGCGCUGUGAAGCCGGCCCACGCUCCAAGACAGGUAAGUAAUUAUGGGACAAGGGGAGGGGGAGACACUAUGGGACAAGGGGAAUGGGACACUAUGGGAGAAAGGGAGGGGAGGAGACUAUGGGACAAGGGGAGGGAAGGAGACACUAUGGGACAAGGGGAGGGGGGGAGACACUAUGGGACAAGGGGAGGGGGACACUAUGGGAGAAAGGGAGGGGAGACACUAUGGGAGAAGGGGAGGGGAGGAGACACUAUGAGACAAGGGGAGGGGAGGAGACACUAUGGGACAAGGGGAGGGGGACACUAUGGGAGAAAGGGAGGGGAGACACUAUGGGACAAGGGGAGGGGGGGACACUAUGGGACAAGGGCAGGGGGGGACACUAUGGGACAAGGGCAGGGGGGGACACUAUGGGAGGGAAAGUGCACUAUGGGACAAUGGGAGGGGGGACACUAUGGGAUCAGAACACUAAUGGACAAGGGGAGGAGGAGUUAAAGAACACUAUGGGACAGGGUAGGAGGGGUUAACAAUCACUAUGGGACAGGGUAGGAGGGGUUAACAAUCACUGUGGGACAGAGGAAAGGGGGGUUAAAGAUCAUUAUGGGACAGGGGAGAAAAAAAAAUAUUCUGAACAAACUGUCCCAUAGUAAGAAACACUAUGGAACAGUUUGUUCAGAAUAUUUUUUUUUCUGGGUUUCCUCCUCUAAAAACUAGGUGCGUCUUAUGGUGAGGUGCGUCUUAUGCAGCGAAAAAUACGGUAAGCAAAAGUUGUUUUUGUGACUAUUGUGUCUCUUUAAGGGAAGAUUUUGUGGAAAAUAAAAUACUUGUCUUUUAUGCAAUUAAGUGUCAUGAUCAGCCUGUUGACUGUUUAAUUUUAUGAACAGAAGAGUACAUAGUGAACGCACAUUUGCAUUCAGGCAGAAGAGGAAGUGUGGCAUCUUCCAUUGUCGUGUAAGACUGAAGGUGCAGACUUAUUGCAAUAAUUUUAUUUAUUUAAUUAAGUGCAUUUAAUUGUUGUUUUUUUUUGCAGGUUAUUGUAGUUGUAAGCAGCUGUGUGUAGGGACAUAGAGAUUAAGACCUCCCUGCGUCAUACCUUUUGCAAUAAGCAUACAUUUCUAUGGUUCUUUGAGGAUUCAUUGUAACACUGGCUUACUGUAGUUGUUGCAAUACAUUGAGUCUGUGUGUGCUGUCCUUCUGGUUGUUGAUCAGUUUUCCAGUAAUUGUGGCAAAAAAAAAAAUUAAAUAAAGGAGCCGUUACUGCCAAAACUCCACCCUUACCAGGGAAUGUCAGUCUAACUUACUCAUUAUGGAGUUCCUGUCUGCAAAAAAAGCUAUUCAGUAUGACUGGGCGUGCAGUGUACAAAAAAUAUAUAAUUUUUUCAGUGCCCUCCCUACAAAACAGUACGUAAUCUAGCUAAUGUUACUGGCUAUAAAUCAUUGAUUUAUGUGCAUGGUAGGGGUUUGUGGAAGUAGUAGUUUAAUUGUCUGCUUUCUUUGGUUGUAAAUGGGGGAGGAUGUCACUUUACUAAUACCCAGAAACACAUCAGCCUUUGUUCUCUAAAUAAAUUACUUCUGCCAAUCAGCGUUUGGCAUAGAUCUGCUCUGAUUUGAUUGUCCCCAUGAUACAUACAGACAGUGAUUAAACCCAUCACACGCAUAUACAGGCAAAGAUUACAUUGUGGCUUGUAUAAGAUUAAGGACACAUGAGCAACCUGUAUUUGGGAUUAGGACCUAUCUUGUUGGAAUACAUUGAGCAGCUGGAAGUCGAAGGCCUUGUUUGAAAUCUCUGCACUUGUGACAAUAAAUAGCAAAAUUAGGCUCUGUGCAGCUCUUUGCUUCUGAAUUGGUAUAAUUUCUUGUGGAAUUCCAUUACUUCCAUUUACUUUUCCAGUAGCUCCUGUAUGGCAAUUCUGAGUGAUGCAAUCCUUGCUCUAGGGUAGGUAAGAGAUGGAUCGUAGGCAUUUUGGGUCUGUUCCAUUUAUAGUAUGUGUGAUUCAAGAAGAAACAAUGUCCACAUGUUGCUUCAGGUGUGACCGUCAUUGGUAUAAUAAGGGAGCCAAAAACAGAAAAAGUAAAGUAGUCCAGUAUGGACUGUAUGGCUAUAUCCGUAUAUAUACACACUCCCAUCUGCCAGAACUUCUUGAGCUCAGGUAUCCUAGUAUUGAGCAGAACAAUUCCUGCUCCGGUGUGUUUAUCUUCAGUAAUAGUACAGACUGGGUGUCUUCAGGAGUAUUGCAGGCAGCUAUAGUGAACACUGUAAAUAGAUCUUAUAUAAAGAGAUUAGGUACCACUUACAGCGUCCAGAGAACUAUAAUGUUCAAAUUGACUUGCACAGGUGGUGCCACCCCCACCAGGGAUAUAGGUGGUGUGCGGCGUCCCAAGGUCAGCAGGAGACAACGGUCAGGAUAAUAAAAUCCAAACUGAAUGGCACAUUAAUGCUAUUCAAUAAUGAAUGCAGUACUGGCUGCGGGAUUCACUUGACAGUGAUUUACAUUAUCACGGUUUACAAAUAGUUUGCAGCAAUGAAUGAUAUACUGGCUGGUUAUUACUCUUAAGUUGAGGAAGGGUAUGGUAGCCACUGAGAAAUAACGUUCAUUGCUUGCAGUACAUGAGAUAUUACAACUGUGAGGCACAUGUUCUUUAAUGAAGCCAUUUUAUGUAGAUCAGGUUGUUGGUUGUAGUUCCCAUUAGUUUUCUGUGCUAAACUCCUGAGAUAGAAUUUGGGGCAACUGUAGCCAAAGUAUCUCUCAGUACUACAAGCUAGCUGUGCUCAGUCCUGUUACUAGUGCAUAGUGUGAGGCAGAUCGAUAUAAAGCCUUCAUCUCUCAUACCCUGCCAGACAUAGUUCUUGUUAAAUUUAUUAAACCAACACUCCAAUCAUGUUAAGAAGCAGCACUACAUUAAGAUGACACUCUGUAUGAGACCUCUUUGUUGCUUUCAACAUUAUUAGAAUAAUAGUAUAUGAAUGAGGCCCAUUCCGUAUGCUAAUUCUGUCUGUAACAAGCUUAGAAAGCUUUCAAGCCAGUUCAUUUAGAAUUGAGCUGAUGUGACUGAUUUCUCAUUUUUCUGGGCUAGGCAGAGGUAACUUUGAUCUUUGUGUAAUGAAUAGCUCAAGAUAAAAAAAUUCAGCUACAUCUUGACCCAUCUCUGUGCUUUCUGAACUCCUUUUGUUUAUAACCACGAUGUAUAGUGUCUCUCUCGUGCAAGGCUAUGGGUUGAAUCCAGGAGAUAUUCAUUUUUCCCCCUCUGUUUAUUUAGGAUGAACUAACAGCAUUGAAUGUGAAACAAGGAUUCAACAAUCAACCAGCCGUAUCAGGAGAUGAACAUGGCAGCGCCAAAAAUGUUAACUUUAACCCUGCCAAGGUAAAUCACCUUUUCCCAUAACCCAGCAAAUGACCGCUCUGCCUUCCAAUGGCCACCAUGUACACACCUUUCCUCAUCCCAUGUGCGUUUUGUUCACUGGUCCCCAAGAUUUGCAGCCUAAUUUUUUAUUUUUCCUGCUACUCACUUGGUUCAUUUCUACCCCUUCCCCACAACCACAGAUCAGUUCGAACUUCAGCAAUAUCAUGGCAGAAAAGUUGCGAUGCAACACUCUGCCAGAUACUGGUCGCAGGAAACCACAGGUUAACCAGAAGGAUAACUUUUGGCUCGUGACUGCUCGCUCGCAGAGCUCCAUCAAUAACUGGUUUACUGACCUGGCAGGAACCAAGCCUCUGACUCACCUCGCCAAGAAGGUAAGUGUUCACAGUACUUUAUCCUGCUCUGUCUGUCUGUGAUUGUAUAAAGGGAUGUUUGUGUAUGCACCCGAUGACUUUCGUCUGUGUGAUGUAUGUGGCAGUGAUGCUGUAUUUAGGAUUUGUAGAUAUUAUUUAAAUGUGUGUUAUAUGGUAUUGUAGGUGCUGGUAUUGGACGUGUGUGAAUGCUUCAUAGUGAUAUUUCAAUGCACUAGAAUACAACUCUUUAUUUGGUGUUGUGCUAUCGUAUGUCUAUGCCCAUUUCACCCACUCUUUGUAUGGUUACUGUAUGUGAACUGUGUUUUUAUAGGAAUGUAAAUAUGUGUUUACGCUUAAAUAACCUGUUUUUCUGCGAUGAUCAGGUGCCCAUAUUCGGCAAGAAGGAGGAAGUGUUUGGUUUCCUAGCACGUUACUCUGUGCCUGUGAUGAGAGCAGCCUGGCUCAUUAAGAUGACCUGUGCCUAUUAUGCAGCCAUUACAGAAACCAAAGUAAAGAAAAGACAUGUCAUGGAUCCUUUCAUAGGUAUUGAUUACUCAAUUUCUAAGGGCCCAGGUUGCACCGUGAGUGCUACAAGUAGGAUUUCAGUGGAUUGAGUCAUUCAUUUAUUUGCUCUCUGCAGAAUGGACACAGAUUAUCACCCGGUACCUGUGGGAACAAUUACAGAAAAUUGCUGAGUAUUACCGUCAGAUUUCUGGAGGCUGUGUCUCUACUCCUGGGCCAAUGCCACCAGAGAUAGAACUGGCACUAAAGCAGUGGGAAUAUAACGAGAAACUUGCCAUGUUUAUGUUCCAGGUGAGUGACUGCAUUUCUGGUCACUGUGUGUUGUGCUUAACAUUCCCCACCUCAUGUGAAUUCUGGGAAUCCUUCUUCCAGCCUUGUGUGUAUUAAAAUGAGAUUAUGGCUGUCAAAGAUUUGAAGAUACACUACAAAUUGAAAAUAGAGCUAACAGAAUACAAUUGAUUAUUAUUUUAUUAUUUAUAUAGCGCCAUCAGAUUCCGUUGCGCUAUACAAUGGGAUAACAUGGCAGAUCCAGGACAUUGCAUUAUGCUUUCUGUUCGCAGCGUGCACAGACAGACACAGGCAUAAAAAUCAAUGCACGGGAAUAAAAUGUGCACUGAAAGUCACGUGUGCUGGGAGUGCAAACAGUGGUGAUUGGUGACUUUUUAAGUUGGUGGGGCGCCAGACUUGACACAGUCGAAUACACAUGUAUUCGAAACUGUCCAUAAAUAUUGUUAAUCAAGAAUAGGAAUAAGUCUACAUACCUCCAAAUACGUGGACGAUACCAUAUAUAAAACUUAUAGAUAUAUUCUUAUUAAUGAGUAAAAUAAAUAGUCUCUUUUAGGCCAAACGAAAAUUUAAACUGCAAUACAGAGUAAAGCCACAAGAUGCCGCUAAAGGAUAUUACUUUAAUAAUAAUAAUAAUUAUUAUUAUUAUUGCCAUUUAUAUAGCGCCAACAGAUUCCGUAGCGCUUUACAAUAUUAUGAGAGGGGGAUUUAACUAUAAAUAGGACAAUUACAAAAAACUUACGGGAACAAUAGGUUGAAGAGGACCCUGCUCAAUCGAGCUUACAUUCUAUAUUUUAACAAAUAUUUAACAGUAAAUUUAAAAAUUGAUUUAAUAGGAAAAAAACAUACAUUGAAGCAGAUGUAUUUGCAUUAAAAUUUUUAGUUAUGAAAUAUUCUCAUGAGGAGAUUAUCCUCAGGAAAAGAAUGUAUAACUGAAGUAAAAUUAUAUUAACUUUAAAAUAUAUAUAAAAUAAAAAAAGCAUUUUUCCCAGUGGCCAAGCUGCUUUAGUGACAGGCACCCACUAUUGGAGUCACUAUUGUGCCUUUUUGGGGGUGUCAGGAGAGCUGGGGAGUGAACCCGGCAGCCGUUUUAUGCGGUGGUAAAGCGUUGCCUGCUGCUAGUUUUAGUAAUCAAAAUACAGCUAAGGAGGGAACCAGGAACAAUGUGAGCACGGCAGCAGGCACCUGGUGUUACGAUGCCUGCCGCUAGGUUUGAUAAUCAAAAUGCAGCUGAGGGGAGAGCCGGGAACACUGUGAGCACAGUGACAGGCAUCCAGUGUUAAAGCAGUGCCUGCUGACAGUAUUCCUGAGCACAGUGCAGUGUCAAUACAGUGCAGUGUAGUCAGGCUGGUAGUCUGGCAUGUUUACUAAGCCUGUUUUGUUGUCCCACCGAUUUGGCGCCCUUAUGAGUUCCAUUAGGGAACAAUAGGGGGCUGCCGGGCAGCCAGUGACGGUCGGUGAAAUAGAGUACUUUACCCUAAUAACAACAGAGGGAACUACAGUAACAAUAUUUAAAGUGACAGAACACAUUUUUAUCACACACAUGUUUUAAAAAUGCUUGUUUAAAAAUAUAGUUUAUUUUCAAUAAAAAAAAUAAAAUUCUGCAAGAAAAUCUAGUGGGCCGCUGCCUCUAUGGAUAAGCAUUUACUGGGUGCAACUAGCCCCAGCUCACAAUUAAAAAUAUCUCAGUUUGUGCAGUGUUUGAAGCGGAAACACUGCACCUCCAAAUUCCUACCUCUAAGACAAUUUCAAAUAACUGAAGUGGUCUUGGUGGUUGAAGUAAGCCUUUCAGGGUUUAAUUCAUAGAGUUCUGUGAAUUUAGAAAGGGAGGUUAAGAAAUCUAACUGAUUAUUUGAAUCAAUAUAUAGGAUGGGAUGUUGGAUCGCCAUGAGUUUCUUACCUGGGUCCUGGAGUGUUUUGAGAAGAUCCGUGCUGGGGAAGAUGAACUUCUGAAACUGCUGCUCCCCCUUUUACUGCGUGUGAGUUACGAGUACUAGUACACUAAUUGUGGGUUUCGUACAAAUCACUUACCUUAUUAAUCUUAACUUGUCUGUCCCCAGUAUUCGGGUUCUCUGGUUCAGUCUGCAUACCUCUCCAGGCGUUUGGCCUAUUUUUGCACAAGGCGUCUAGCACAGCAGUUGGAGGGCAGUGGGAGCCAUACCGGACACCUCCUGACAGCACAGACGGGCAAUGCUCUUCCCCCAGCUCCUGCACCCCCUCCUCCUUCUGGGUCUGCCCCUUCGUCUCCUUUUAGUGAUCUUCUUCACUGCCCCCAGCAUCGGCCCCUGGUAUUUGGGCUAAGCUGUAUGUUACAGGUACUGUUUCACUUUUUGGUAGUAAUUGUCUUGUUCACAUAGGUGUCUGCUUUUUGCACAUGGAGUCAAAAAGUUUUGGUGUAUGUGUUUCUCGCCCAUGUAUUGCGAAUUUGACUUUCCUCUAGGAUCAAUCAUACUGUCUUUAUCCAACACCAAGCUUGAAGAAGUUUAAAAAUGCAGGUGUUUCAAAUUGUUCUCUCUUUGCAGAGCAUUGUCCUUUGCUGUCCCAGUGCCCUUGUUUGGCAUUACUCUUUAACUGAUAACCGCAUAAAGACUGGAUCGCCCUUGGAUCAUCUUCCUAUCGCCCCGUCCAGCUUACCAAUGCCUGGGGGUAAUUCUGCCUUCACUCAGCAGGUUAGUAACUCAUCCUCAGAAAUGGGUGAAAGUGAGAUAAGAUAAGUCAUUUUGAAUUGGAUAUACAAAAAUCAAGAACGUACUGUUCACUUGCUGCCUCAUAUAUUCCACCCAUUGACAGAUACCAUUGUCAUGAUGUAAUCCAUGUUAUUCACUUCACCUGUCAGUGGUUUAGAUUUUGUGGCUGUUCAUAUGUGACAGGCUACCCUCCUUAUCUAUUACACACCAAUAAUUGGGAUAUUGGUGAGGUCGUCUGUCCCAGAUCUGUAGUGGGCAGAUUCAGCCUUAUUUACUGCUUACUGGGAAUAGGUACUGCAGGAAGUCAAUGCACAUUAUGUUCGCCUUUCAUUACUUCUAUUGGUAUUCAAUGGAAAUACAUUUUCAUUGGGCACACAUUUUACAUGUUGGAUAUUAUAAUAAAUGUGCUUGACAAAAUACGUGAAAGUAUCAAGUGUAUUUUUAUCCUGUUUGUUAUUUACCUGUGUAGAAAGUUUGUCCUUGUACUUCCAUUCAAUACAUUUUUAGAAAAUCAGUUGCUGCACUGUGUAUUUGUUAUAAGUAAUGCUUUGUACAUAACUGUCUAUACACUAUUAGCAAUAUGUUACUAACACCACCCAGCUAUUUUACAUCGCUAGGAUGGCUUCAUUUUAUUUCUUGGUAUUUGUGUGUGGUAAGAAAAAAAAGCAAAAUAUCAGAAGACAUAGUUACAUAGCUGAAAAAAAGUCCCGUCAAGUUCAGCCCUUCUCACAUCUGUUUUUGAUGUUGAUCCAAAAGACGGAAAAAUCCUUUUCGUUCCCAGAAUGGCAGUCAGAUCUCUCAUUGGAUCAAACAUAAUAUGGUUGUUUGAUAAAACCACAUCUUACAUAUAUGCCUUUUUUUUUUUUUUUAUAACAUUGAGCAUAGUGUCUUGGGUUCAUUCCAGAGCCAACCAAUCUUACGGCUCAUUUACUUCACAGGUGCGCAGGAAGCUGCGGGAGAUGGAACAACAGAUAAAGGAACGUGGAAGGGCCGUGGAGGUCAGGUGGUCAUUUGAUAAAUGUCAAGAAGCAACAGCAGGUAAUUAUAUGUGGGUUUUUCUAGGUUACUGCUCCACUUUCACUUAAUGAGCAAUGGUCAUUGUAAGAUGUGUUCUCUUCCAGGUUUUCCAAUUGGACGUGUUCUCCAUACACUGGAAGUACUGGACAGCCACAGUUUUGAAAAAUCUGACUUCAGUAACAACCUGGACUCACUUUAUAACCGGAUCUUUGGACUUGGCCUUGGCAAAGAUGGACACGAGGUGAUGAAUGCAAGUCAACAUAUAACUGUCCAGAGUGUUUGUCAGAUUAGCGUGAAAAUCCGCUUUCUGUGUUGCUCCACCUCUAUCUCCUCUGUCUUGGGUCUUUGAAUUGCAGUCUUCUCUUGUUGCUAUUUUGGUUCCAGAACAGCUUCAGGUCUCCUUACCGUAUUGUUACUUAUUUUUCUGGCACUAGAUCUCUCCAGAUGAUGAUGCUGUAGUUGCCCUUCUCUGUGAAUGGGCUGUCAGCUGUAAGCGUUACGGACACCAUCGAGCACUGGUUGUAGCCAAGUUACUUGAAAAGAGACAGUUGGAGAUUGAAGCCGAAGUAAGUGCUAUUACGUUAUCAGGCACUCAAAUUACUGCAUCUUAAUUAUUUGAGUUGCUUACUAUCUCCAUUUCAUCUUAACUUCUCUCAAUAAGUCGUUUUUCUUUCUACAAUCUUCACAGCGUUGUGGAGACUCUGAGGCAGUGGAUGAAAAGGGAUCUGUGUCUUCUGGCUCCUUGUCUGCUCUGAGUUCGCCUCCUGUGUUCCAGGAAGUUUUACUCCAGUUUCUUGACACACAAGCCCCAGUUCUAAGUAAGUGUGAUGAGCUAUGAGAAGCUGUGCGUGAUCUGUAUGAAACCUCAAGCUGUUGCAUGGUCUGUGGUCCCCAGUUCAUUUCCAUGCAGGUCAGAAAAGCAUGUGUGCAAUUCAAGUGGUGCAAUUUAUUUUGAUCCUACCCUGUCUGAAACCAGUGUUUAAACCUGACAUUAACUUGCUGUUUAUUACAUUCUAACGAUGUCUUCUCUUUCAUUUUCUCCUUGAAACAUGGUCUCCACAUUCAGCUGAUCCAGCUAACGAAUCGGAGCGUGUGGAAUUCUAUAACCUGGUGCUGCUCUUUUGUGAGUUGAUCCGACAUGAUGUUUUCUCUCACAACAUGUACAUGUGCACCCUCAUAUCCAGAGGUGACCUAGGGCUGGACGGGCAUGUACCGCGACCCCGCUCUCCUUACGAAGACCCAUCGGAUGACAAUGACCGCAAGGAAGGUGAAGCCAACAGUAGCAUUAAACUAGAGGUGAGUACAAAGUAGAGUGGCUGAAUUUGGAAGUAGAAGAGUCAACAUUAGGAAUUUACAAUCUUUUUGGGAAGUUGAAUGGAAGCACUUGUGCUUCACAAUCAAACGUAAUUUUAAAGAACUUUCUGAAAUAUUGCAUAUAGGUCAGUUUAUAAAAUUUCUCAAAAUCCUCCACUGUACAUUGAUGCGCCAUAUGGGCAAAACCACCUCCACCAAUGCAUGCUAUCCAAACUUGUUUAAAAUUGCUAAUGUGGAACUUUAUACCACCACAAUAGCAGUAUGCUAAGCGAGGGGGUUGGGACAGUUUGUUUCAAACUGCUUGACAACAACAGAAUGUAGUAGUUAUGGUGCUAAUUGUGCCUUUUUACUGCAAGCUUUGCCAUAUGACUUAUAAGUUGCAAUGUUUUAAUUCUGUGCGUCUGGGUAUAUGUAGAUAUACUACAUGCAUACAAUAUCAUAUACUUUAUAUUGAUUCUACCUCCUCCCCAGGACACUGCGCUUUCAGAAACCAUGGAUAUUGACCACAGUUCAGGAGCUCUGUUUGAUGACAUGGAAAAAAACGAGUUUCCGGUAAUUGUUAAUUUCAAAAUAUAUCACCCGUUGUCUGUCUGUUGUUUUCCCAAUUACUUGACUGCUGCAGUUACUGGUAAUUUUCUUGUGGAGCAGUGUGUAGAGAAUAGAGGUUAACUAUUUAGCUCCUCAUCUCGGUUGGUCAAUUAACUUUUGUGUGUACUUGUGUAGUGUGUGCCACUUGCAGGUCUUCCUGGUGCACAUGCAUGUCAAACAGUCAGAAGUCCCACAUCUACACAUACAGUGGAUAAACCACACACAUUUACACUGACAGACACACGGUUACAUACAUGAGAGCUGCAUGUACAGUGUCAUAAUCUUAAAUUACAAGUUCUACAGGGCACUAGAAUUGUGUAUUGUCACCACAUUAUCUGGGAGCUUUGCGUACAUUCAACAAUGGGUGCCAGUAUGUAGUCUUUAGUAAUGUGCUGGCAACGAAGAAAUGAAAACCAAGAAAGUAAAAAAAAAAAAAAAAGAAAUGGCAAAAAGUUUGAAAAUGUGCAUUUCUCUAGCACAAUGUCCAGAAGAUAUGUUCAUUUUCAGUUUACAGCAUUCAAUUACAUUUUCAUGACCCAUGCACUUUAUAAUAACUCACAAAAAAGGUAGACUGCUUAAAUGUGCCACUCUUGUAACAUUCUUUUUUUAUUACAGAUGUUUUCACCUGCGACACGUGAAGCACGAAGCCCAGGUCUAGAUGACGCAGAUUGUGAUGGACGUCGUGUAACAAAGGGUCUGAGUGGAGACGGUCUUCUUUCUUCCUUGUAUGAGCAACCAAGACACAUCCAGUAUGCCACACACUUCCCCAUACCUCAGGUCAGUUUCCAAGUGUCACCGCUUGUAACAAAUUGCCAUUGUGACACAGACCUACUAAACUUCCAUUUCUCUUUUGUAUUUGUUUAGGAGGAGUCUUGCAGCCAUGAGUGUAACCAAAGGCUAGUUGUCCUCUUUGGAGUAGGGCGACAGCGAGAUGAUGCUCGUCAUAUAAUAAAGAGGAUCACACGAGAUAUCCUGAAGGUGCUGAACCGUAAGAGCACUGCUGAAACGGGUAAGGGAAACUGAGAGUAAGGAGAUUGGCCUUAAGGUGAAAAUCUGUUGUGCUUUUAAUUGAAAACUGCCAUUUCUCUCAGGGUCAAAUGAGGGACAGCGGAGACGCAGGGUUAAGCCUGAGGCCUUUCCUACAGCAGAGGAAAUAUUCUGUCGAUUCCAGCAGCUCUCACAUUUUGACCAACACCAGGUAACUGCCCAGGUAAGGAGGAUGCACAGGCAUGCGUACAUGUGCUGGUGUAAAUGCAGUAGAAGGUUAAUCUUUAGAUCUUGUUAACAGUUACUAGGCUAUCUGUGUACGAGAUGGCAUGCAUUAGCUGUCUGUGAGCCUGACCCUAGGUAUUGAAUGGGCAUGUCUAAUCAUUAAGUCUGUAUUAUGCAAGAAUUAUUAUGAAUCUGACUUGGGACGAAAUGAGCAUGUGUUGCACCUAAGUAUAUCUUUACGGCUGAUUGAGGUUCUGUGCAAUGCAUGUGAGACUAUUGAGCAUGUUUGUGUGCCUGGACCCGAGGUACUACACCUGUCUUUAUUUCUGACUGAGGUUCCGAGUAUGUCUUAGUUCCUGCAUUAUGGUAUGGAGCCUGUCUGGGUGCUUUCGCCAUGGUAUGGAGCCUGUCUGGGUGCCUGCGCCAUGGUAUGGAGCCUGUCUGGGUACCUGCGCCAUGGUAUGGAGCCUGUCUGGGUGCCUGCGCCAUGGUAUGGAGCCUGCCUGGGUGCCUGCGCCAUGGUAUGGAAGCCUGCCUGGGUGGCUGCGCCAUGGUAUGGAAGCCUGCCUGGGUGGCUGCGCCAUGGUAUGGAAGCCUGCCUGGGUGCCUGCGCCAUGGUCUGGAGCCUGCCUGCGCCAUGGUCUGGAGCCUGCCUGCGCCAUGGUCUGGAGCCUGCCUGGGUGCCUGCGCCAUGGUCUGGAGCCUGCCUGGGUGCCUGCGCCAUGGUCUGGAGCCUGCCUGGGUGCCUGCGCCAUGGUCUGGAGCCUGCCUGGGUGCCUGCCUCAAUGUUAUGGAGCCUGCCUGGGUGCCUGCCUCAAUGUUAUGGAGCCUGCCUGGGUGCCUGCCUCAAUGUUAUGGAGCCUGCCUGUGUGCCUGCGCCAUGGUACUGAGCAUGUUGGUUUACUGUGCCCAGUUUUAAAAGUUAUCUCCCAAUUCCCAGGUCUCUCGAAAUGUUCUAGAGCAGAUUACCAGUUUUGCACUGGGCCUAUCCUAUCAUCUACCAUUGGUACAACAUGUUCAAUUCAUCUUCGACUUGAUGGAAUAUUCUCUGAAUAUUAAUGGAUUAAUUGACUUUGCCAUCCAGGUGUGUUUUACUCCCCUCCUUUUCUGUCUCUUCUCUGAUACGUACCCUUUUCCUUUGCUUUUUUAUGUCUAUUCUCAGGUGUGCUUUUCUGCCAAUCUUGCAUCACCAUUCAUACAUUGUACUGAAUCACAUUGCUUCUUUCUAACCUCUGUCUUUUCCUCCCCCAGUUGCUCAAUGAACUGAGUGUGGUAGAAGCAGAGCUCCUACUGAAGUCAUCCAGCCUGGUCGGCAGUUACACCAUGAGUUUGUGUUUGUGCAUCGUCGCUGUUCUACGACAUUACAACACCUGCCUGAUCCUGAGUCAGGAGCAGACAGCACAGGUCUUCGAGGGGUGAGAGCGGUGCAAGGGAAGAAUGAGUGGGGAAAGGAAGGCGUGUGAGUGCUUAUUGAGAUAGGUGCAAAAGAGGGGGCUGGAUAGUAGAAUAGAGCAGCAUGAACGUGGGUGGGGAAACUGACUGUUAAAAUAUGUAUGAAAGUUUAUAGGUAUAUGGCGUACUCUUUGUUCCCUUACAGGCUGUGUGGAGUUGUAAAACACGGGAUGAAUCGGCUAGAUGGCUCAUCUGCUGAGCGUUGCAUUCUUGCGUACCUCUAUGACUUGUACAUGUCUUGCAGCCAUCUUAAGAGCAAGUACGGGGAACUAUUCAGGUUAGUGAGAGUUAUAUUUUACAGCUUACACUAAAACUUUUAACCCUGCAAAAGUAUUGCAGAACUACUUUUUUGUUGUGGAAAGGUUUUCCUGGUUUGUUCUAAUGUUUGUUUAAUUGGGCACUCCAAAUACCAUAACCACAACAGUCUGCUUUAAAGGUAGAGAUUGGUAAAAUAUUAAAUUGAACCUGUAAUGCCUAAAAUGUAUUUGUGUCACUUUAAAUAACAUGUGUGCUAGUAAAUUCAUAACUGUAAAAUUAUGAAAUAUUUUUUUAUAUUUGACCUUUUUGAGCAUGUAAUUAGUUAAAGAGACACUAAGUCACCAGAAAUACUACACCUUAAUGUAGUUGUUCUGGUGUCUAUAGUCAUUUUCAUGUAAACACUGCCUUUUCACUGCGCUUUGUCUUCGCCUUCCACCCUGCCUGCUUGGCUGAAAUCAUCAGAAUUGACUCUCUCAGCCAAUCCAAUGCUUUCCCAUGGUAAAGCAUUGGAUUGGUUGAGAUAAUCUAUGUCAGUCAGCCAAGAGGUGGAUCAGGGGCAGGAACCCCUGACACUGAAAUAAAGGUACGUUUUAGAGGGUCAACGGGUUCCGGCUACCUACAUAGCGUUUUUAACCCUAUCGGAUCAGGACUACACGUGUCUAUUCCUGACCCUAAAGUGUUCCUUUAAGGGUAAAUCAAAAGGUGGCUCGAUUGUCUGCAGGUGCAUUUGCCCAGUCCUCAAAUGGCGUGGUUUUAUCCUUAUACUAGAAAUUCAUUAUGGGUUGCUUGUGCCAUUUAAAGAUUCAGGCCGUGGACUACAGAGCUACUACAUCUGAAUCAGGGCACCAAAUAAGGAACGGUGGUAGCAAUUUUCCCAUCACAAUGUAUUUGUGUUUGUAUCUCUAACUACCUCAAGGUGAACUUGUCAUAUACACAAUUUGACUUUAGUUUGAAUGAAGUCACAAAACUAUAAUAGAAUGGUUCAGUGACAGAAUAUAUAAUAAGAUAUGGCAGGCGACUAAGGAAUCUUUAGUAUCACAGACUCUGUACUGAGUCAUUGUUGCUGCUGGAGCUAAUAUUAACCAUUUGAGGACCAAAUGUGUCAAUGUUUGUGAUCACAGGUUUGUCCCUAAAUAACCCAUGGGGUGUCUUGCUUAUUUAACUUUGGUAGCUGCUUUCUGCCCUGCAGCAGUCAAUUGUCCAAGUAAGAGCCGUAAAGAACAGAACAUCAUGACACAGACUGUUAUCAGUCCUUAAGCAGUCAAAAACUAACAUUGGUUUUACUAUCUGCACAACCCUCUAAUUGAUCAGACCAGUAAUCCAAUAGAAUUACCAUGAUAAACUGUUAUCUUCCAACCAGUUACUUUUUUUUUUGUGUGUGGAAGAUUUGGCACACCACAUUGCUAGGUUAGAGCAUCUUUUGAUGAUUACGAGCUGCAUGGUGUAACUCUAGUUAAACAAAAUUCUAUGAUUUAGCCAAUGUAAUAAAUACAUCGACUGUCUACAUACAGAUGUCUGCACACCGGAAAUUAUUCAUACCUUGAAGUUGGUAAAUCACCCUAAUAAAACAAAUGUAAUCGUCUACAAAGAAAGAUAGUAGGUAUCAAUGCUUUGAAAAACUGAUAAUGCCAUAAUGUCUGAUAGAUGAAUGGAAUUUUUUGAGAACCAUAAAUUUACAAUAUUUCGGGCACAGCGUGUAGCAUCACCUAUGAUUUUUCUAGGCAAGAAUAUGCGCUAAUUAAAUUUAAAAAAUCAAUUUUUCCACAAGCCCCCUUACAUUCAGGUAAUUUGGGGGAAAUCUUUAAGUAUGGGGAUCUUUGAUCCUACAGUCUAUUGUACACCACCCACCCAUUCCUGAAAUGAUGAUUGAUAAGGAUUUUAGGGUACUAGUGUUUUGGAGAGAUGUAUUAUCUUGUGCUUGAGAGUAGGCGGUGCGAUGGAGUAGUAUUGUGGCUUGGCUGUUCGGUCAAUCACUGCACUCUUUGUGACUUGUAAGAAUGUUGACUUACUAUUGCAGUUUAAGCUGAAUUAUGCAUUAUUUAAAAAAAAUAAAAAAAAAAUAAAAGUUUUUUACUCCUUGGAUCCUCUUUGUUUCCUCAUCAAGUGCCCCAGAUACAAUGUAGUUAAUCUUUUGGAGUGUCCAUUUAGGUUUUAGGUACAUAGUAGAACACUGAAAAGAUGACCUUCAUGGUGACCAUGAUAGGAACUGUAAAUCUUAUUUUAGAAUGCUAAAAACAUGUGCUCUUUCACUUAAUGCAAAGAAUGUUGUGUUCAAUGUCUGUCACUCUGUAGCUUGUAAAAUUGCAUGACAGAUUACUUCUGGGGUUCCAUGGGGUAUGGCAAUAACUAUUUUCAUGAACGUCUAGGCCAAACUAGAGUGUAUCUUCUAUAUUUUAUAUAUAUAUCCCUUUUUUCCCCACAGUGACUUCUGCUCCAAGGUGAAAAACACAAUAUAUUGUAUUGUUGAGCCAUCGGAUUCCAAUAUGCUUUGGGAACAGGAGUUCAUGUUGGACACAAUCAUUAAUCCGUCUCCACAGAGUUUAAACUGUGCAAUGCUGGGAAAGCUGUUGAGAGACUCUCCUACGAACCGUUACAGCUUUGUGUGCAAUGCACUUGUCCAUGUGUGUGCAGGAGAUCAUGACACAGAUAGGUAAGGGACCAACCACGUGUAGAAUCAUCACAAAACAGAUUGAGGGCACCAUCUUACCGAUAGCUUUGGAAUUUGCAGACGUUUUUAGGUUGUCACACACAAAGUAUCUCUGAGACUUUUGUUGCAGAUCUGACCUCUUUCUUCUCUACAGGGUCAACGACAUUGCCAUUUUGUGUGCCGAAUUAACAGGAUCCUGCAAAGAUCUGAGCUCUGAAUGGCUGGGAGUCUUGAAAGCACUUUGUUGCUCAUCCAACAAUGGCACUUGUGGGUUCAAUGACCUUCUGUGCAACGUGGAUGUAAGUAUAUAGCGGUGGCCACUUUUUUCCUUUUAUAAUAUAAUUUUUUCCUUUUUAUUAUACUUUUAAUAUUGUUCAUCUCAAGCCAAUAAUCACUUUUUACUCCAUCAGGUUAGUGAUCUCUCUUUCCACGAUUCCCUUGCUACGUUUGUUGCAAUCCUGGUCGCUCGCCAGUGUCUCUCCCUUGAGGAUCUGAUACGUUGUGCAGCCAUUCCAUCGUUACUCAAUGCUGGUAACUAUUUAUUCUAUCUCUUGCUAAGUCUAGUGUUUUGUGUGUCAGUGACUUGAGAAUACUCUGAACAUAAAUUUGCUGAACACUAUUUAAAGGGACACUCUAGGCACCCAGACAAUUUCAGCUCAUUGAAGGGGUCUGGGUGCAUAUUCUCAGGUCCCUUAACCCUGCAAUAGUAAUGAUUGCAGUUAUUGAGAAACUGCAAAAAUUGCUAUCCAGAGUUCGCUCCACCUCUAGUGGCUACCAGACAGCCACUAGAAGGACUUCUGGGUAGUUAGGCGACUUUUGCCUACGCUAUGCAUGAGGAUAUCCAGCAUCACCCGAAACCCCAUAGGAAAGAAUGGGGGAAGAAAUAAGCAACUUUGUUUUCCCUGGCACUAUUGAUUCCCUUUAAUGUUGUUUAAUGCUCAUUUCCAUUUCUCUAGUAUUUUUUUUGUAGUCCAACAGAUAAUUAUUAUUUUUUUUUUUUUCUCUCCGCACAGCAUGCAGUGAGCAGGAUUCAGAAUCUGGAGCAAGGCUUACAUGUCGUAUAUUGCUACAGCUUUUCAAGACUCCGCAACUCAACCCAUAUGAACCAGACGGAAGUGAGUGCAAUGUUCAAUAAGUUGGGAAAAGGUGGUUGAGUUUGAGUUGAGAUGGGGACAUUAGCAGUCAGACAGGAGGAUGUACAUAUUUUGAAUGAAUCUGAGAGGUUUGUUACUAUUAAAAACAAAAACUGAUUGUUUUUAGGCAAGCCAACAUUUGGGAUCCGCUCUUCCUGUGACCGCCACCUGCUGGCAGCUGCUCAGAAUCGCAUUGUCCCUGGGGCACUAUUCGCUGUCCUGAAGGCUGUUUUUGUAUUAGGUAAGAUGUGAGUUUACCUCUUCGUCCACUUGUUUCGUAUCGUGGAAUCUGCCACUGUCAUGUAUUUCCUGCCCCCCUUUUCUGCAGGUGAUGCAGAAUUGAAAGGUUCUGGAUUUUCUCUCCCAGCGGGUACUGAUGAUAUCACAGAGGAAGAUUUGGCAACCAAGAAGACAGGUGGUCGUCCUGUCUCCAUAGAAACAGCCAGCCUAGAUGUUUAUGCAAAAUAUGUUCUUCGUGGCAUCUGCCAGCAGGUGAGUUUGUAAAAAUAGGUCACGUUGCCUGCACCCUGUGCUUGCUGUACUGCUGUUCAGUAGAGGAACAUUUUCUACCAGAGAGGCUCCAGGCCAUCCCUCCGCAAUGUGCAGGGGACAGCGAAUGUCACCACCUUAUUAUACGAGAGCCUGUGUGGCUCCAGAGUACAGAGCUACUUCCUGGAGGCAGGGACUGUGGGCACACUAUGCACUAUAUAAACAGGGCUGUUACAACUCGACUCCUGGUGUGUGGUUAUUCUGCUCACAAAUAGAUUUCUGUUUUGUUUUCAUUUCUUGAAAUGUCAGUAGAAUCCGUUCACAUAUCUGUAUGCAGAUAUCUGGCUAUUUUUGUUUCUUUUUAUCAAACCUGGUAUUCACAUUUUUUCAAUAAUAUUUUAGAAUCGGUCUGAAGCAUUGCAAGGCUUGAAAUAAUCCAUUUUUAUUUUUUUUAUCCCUUCAUAUUUCUGUGAAAGAAGCAUGAAUAAAUGAAGAAAUAGUGUAAAUAUACACCGGUAUAAUUUCUUUUUCUUGCAUGUCUGAACAGGAAUCUUUACACAUUUUUGUCACAUUUUUUUGUUUGCUUAUGCAUUCCGUGUUUCAAAUAAAUGUUAAGUAUAUUUUAAUGAAAAGCACCCAGUAGUGAGGUCAGUCAAUAAUCGAGGAAAAAGAGGAGGAUUUAAGCAGAACAUUCUAAAGGGACUUUGGAGAUAAUUAAAAAAAACAAACAAAAAAAGCUCAUAAUGAAAAGUAUUCCCUACUGUAAUUUUAAAUAACCUGCAGUAUUAAAAACAUGUAAACAAAUGUAAAAACAGCAGAUUCUGAUAAAAAGCAUUUUAUGUUGAAAAAACCCCAUAAUGGAUCUGUUUAAGUUUAGAGUUUGCUAAUACAAGUUGUUUAUUCAUUAAGGUGAAUUUGUUGUAUUAUUUAAGUUCAGACCAGUCUUGCUUUGAAACUCAAUUCAGUUCCCAAUUUACUGAGCAGAUUCAGUUCUCCUUGAGCCUGUUUUGUAUACGUCCCGUCUUUACACCCCUAUAUAGAGUCACCGUGCUCUCCAUCUUUGCAUUAGGGGUGGAUUUUUAGCGCUGUCUGCGAUCGUCCAUUACUCGCCACCUGUUCUCACACUUUUAGUGACACCAGCUCUGAUGUGUUUUUGGGGCGGUUCGUUUUCUUUUUUUAAAUAAAGUGGUUAUUGAGUUUAUAAUUUUUCUUCCAUUAAAAAAGUUUUUUUUAAAAAAAGGGGGGUACAGAAAAGAAAGGUUGAAAAAGUGUUAAAAACAAUCCCAUAUCCGCCCUAUCCAAUUAAGCCAUUGUAUUGAGGCCAUUUGUUUUUUUGCAAUCAUGUUUUUAACUUUGUUCACAUCUCAUAAGAUUUGUGUUAGUCACAAAUCCUGUUUGUGCCUUAUUCUAUGGUCUCUGCUAGUGCAAGAAGCCUUGUGCAAUGCUAUUCUUUUUGUAUUCUGUGUGCAUCAUGUUUGUUGUUGUUUUUUCACUGCUAGGAGUGGGUAGGGGAGCGUUGCGUGCGCUCUCUAUGCGAGGACUCAAAUGACCUACAGGAUCCAGUUCUCAGCAGUGCGCAGGCCCAGCGCCUCAUGCAGCUGAUUUGCUAUCCGCACAGACUCAAUGACACAGAGCAGGGCGACAACCCACAGAGGCAGCGUAUUAAACACAUCUUGCAGGUGAGCAUGGAUAAGUGUUAAACAAAGGUCGCUGACAAUCUGACGUUCGUUUUUGUGAUGGAAAUCUGAAACACCCGGAACAUCCCUUCCAAUCUCAACCUUUUUCCAUUAAAUGCAUUUCUCAUUUCCUUAUUGUCUUUGCCAUUUCCUCCCUCCCCCUCCCCAUCUACUUACAUGUGCUUUCUUACUUGCAGAGUUUGGAUCAAUGGACAAUGCGGCAAUCUGCACUGGAGCUUCAAUUAAUGAUCAAGCAGACAUCAAGCAAUGUAAGGAAAAACAGUGUUGCAGUGUUUGGUAGUCUUAAUCUGUCUUGCAUAUAUUAAACUUUCUGUGUUACUGUGUGUCUAACAAAUACAUUUCAAUACAUAAUGGUAAAGCUUGGAUCAAGGAAAGUAAUGCCAGUGAGGCACUUUAACCAUAACACUUAGUUCAGCAUUGUGUGGGUACAUAACUAUAUAAGGCAAGUGUUCGUUCCUUAGCAAAGCACCUGGUCAUCUGCCAGAGAUUGGUGUGGGUCACAUGGUUUGUGAUGGCUGUCUUUAAUACAUAGAAACAUAGAAUGUGAUGGCAGAUAAGAACCAUUCGGCCCAUCUAGUCUGCCCAAUUUUCGAAAUACUAUCCCACGCAUGCUUAAACUCCCUCACUGUGUUAACCUCUACCACUUCAGCUGGAAGGCUAUUCCAUGCAUCAACUACCCUCUCAGUAAAGUAAUGCUUCCUGAUAUUAUUUUUAAACCUUUGCCCUUCUAAUUUCAGACUGUCCUCUUGUUGCGGUAGUUUUUUCUUCUUUUAAAUAUAGUCUCCUUUACUGUGUUGAUUCCCUUUAUGUAUUUAAAUGUUUCUAUAAUAUCCCCCCGUCUCGUCUUUCCUCCAAGCUAUACAUGUUAAGUUCCUUUAACCUUUCCUGGUAAGUUUUUUUUUUUUUUUUUUCAUGCAAUCCAUGAACCAGUUUAGUAGCCACUCUCUAAAGAAUCAAUAUCCUUCUGAUACGGUCUCCAGUACUGAGUACAAUACUCCAAGUGAGGGCUCACCAGUGUUCUGUACAAUGGCAUGAGCACUUCCCUCUUUCUACUGCUAAUACCUCUCCCUAUACAACCAAGCAUUCUGCUAGCAUUUCCUGCUGCUCUAUUACAUUGUCUGCCUACCUUUAAGUCAUCCGAAAUAAUCACCCCUAAAUCCCUUUCCUCAGAUGUUGAGGUUAGGACUCUUAUCAAAUAUUCUGUACUCUGCCCUUGGGUUUUUACGUCCAAGAUGCAUUAUUUUGCACUUAUCCACAUUUAAUGUCAGUUGCCACAGCUCUGACCCUUUUUUUUUGUUUACCUAAAUCAUUUGCUAUUUGGCUUUUCCCUCCUGGAACAUCAACCCUGUUACAUAUCUUAGUAUCAUCAGCAGAAAGACAUACCUUACCAUCAAGACCUUCUGCAAUAUCUCUAAUAAAGAUAUUAAACAGAAUGGGUCCAAGUACAGAUCCCUGAGGUACCCCACUGGUGACAAGCCCAUGCUUUGAAUAUACUCAAUUGACUACAACCCUCUUUUGCCUGUCACUCAGCCACUGCCAUACCCAUUCAACAAUAUUGGAAUCCAAACUUAAAGAUUGCAGUUUAUUGAUAAGCCUUCUAUGUGUAAGAUCCGCCUGGAGUGCUGGAGACCGUAUCUCCAGAAGGAUAUUAAUACGUAAGAGAGAGUUCAGAGAAGGGCUACUAAACUGGUUCAUGGAUUACAGGAUAAAACUUACCAGGAGAGGUUAAAGGAUUUUAACAUGUAUAGCUUGGAGGAAAGAUGAGACGGGGGGAUAUGAUAGAAACAUUUAAAUACCUAAAGGGAAUCAACACAGUAAAAGAGGAGACUUUAUUUAAAAUAAGAAAAACUACCACAAUAAGAGGAAAUCGUCUUAAAUUUGAGGGGCAAAGGUUUAAAAAUAUCCAGAAGUACUACUUUACUGAGAGGGUAGUGUUUGCAUGGAGCUGAAGUGGUAGAGGUUAACACAGUAAAGGAGUUUAAGCAUGCGUGGGAUAGGCAUAAGGCUAUCCUAACUAUAAGAUAAGGCCAGGGACUAAUGAAAGUAUUUAGAAAAUUGGGCAGACUAGAUGGGCCGAAUGGUUCUUAUCUGCCGUCACAUUCUAUGUUUCUCCCUUUUGUCACAUGACACUUAUAGAGAUAAGGAACAAAUGUUGAAGUUAACUUACUACCGGGCUCUCGUAGGUUCAAUUGGUCCCUGUUUUGAUACAGACAAGUAGAGGAAAGUUAUUUUGUACUUCUUGUUGGAAAGCCAUUGGUGCCAUUAAAGUAAUGCCAAAAAAACAAGUGAAAAGGAACGGAGAUGUGAUGCAAAAACCACCACCAUAAACUAGAAAUCACUUACAAAAUACAUAUGUUGAUUGGGGGUGGGGGGAAAGCUGCACUUCCAAAAAUAAGUUUGGGUAAUCCACUAAGCUGUGCUUCUGAAACUAAUAAUUAUAAGCUACACAUAGGGGAGUAUUGUAUGAACACAAGAAUAGAGAAACAGUGGUAUUACACUUAUCACCCUUUAAAGGGUAAAAUGGUUCAGGUACAUAAUUCUAUAUCUAAUUUUUCUGUUUUCAUAAAUCGUUGCACUUACAGUUUAGCAGCUAAAAUCAAGCAUGUCACCACUCUGUGUGGGCAGAUAGAUGGAUUUCCUUUUAAGCUGCUUAAAUUGUUUCCAGAGUCUCUCCAGAGCUUCCGUUUCUCCCAACAGCAGCCUCCGCAAAGCAAAGAACAGACAUUACUGUAACAAGGGGAUUUCUGCUGCCUGUAUACAGGGGAGUUCACCCAUAUCACCACAUGGAGUGGGGAUAUGCUUGAUUAUAGCUGCUAAAUUGUCCCAUCUAUAAAAAACAAACAAAAAAAAAAACAGCUUAAUGGACCAGGAGGGUGUGGCAGGGGAAAUGAUGGAUUUGAUUUUUUUUUUUUUCUCCUAAUAAACCAGGAAAUGAAUUCACUUCUGGAGAACAUUGCCAAAGCUACUAUUGAAGUGUUCCAACAAUCUGCUGAAAAUGUUUGUACAGCUCCUGCCACAAAUCCUCCGCUCAACAAUGCACCUCCCAGUAACACUCCUCCCAAUGCCAAGACCAAACCAGUGCUCAGGUAUAGCCCAUUCUUUUCUGUUUAAAUCUCCCACCAACCCAACUAGUAAUGCAUGGUUUCCCAUAAUUGACCCUUUAAUCCCUCUUCUUUCAGUGCUUUGGAGCGGUCUGGUGUAUGGCUUGUGGCUCCUCUGAUAGCAAAACUGCCAACAUCUGUACAGGGCCAUGUCCUGAAGGCAGCUGGGGAGGAACUAGAGAAAGGACAGCACCUUGGAUCCUCCUCUCGCAAGGAACGUGAUCGACAAAAGCAGAAAAGGUAAAUGCAGCUGCCUGGUGUACUCUUGUUUAAAGGAUAGUGUUCCUUCUCUUGUUUAAAAAUGUUUUUUUGUUUGUUUUUUUAAAUGGAUAUUGUGAUCAGGCAUGAUGAUCUUUGGUCCAAUUUGUGAAGCUAGGGCAUAAUUCAGAGCGCACUCACUCAGUCUUUCCUCUCACUGAGGAAUGCUUCUCUAUGAGAAGCAUUAGCUGUGUUCUGCAUCAUCCCAAACAUGCAGACCGUCGAAAAUGUGCCUAUAGGAGUCAAAAUUAGGCUGCCCAAUUUAUUGUAAUAUUUUGUAAAGAAUUUAUUUAUGUAUUCAUUGGCUACUAAAAAAACAAACAAAGGCCCUCUGAUAUACACAUUAAUCUAGUGCCUUCGUUUGUCAAGCCCUGCUCUAGUGGCCGCCAGACAGACACGAUCUCAGACAAAUGUAAACAUUGCUGGGUCUCAGAAAUGGCAAUAUUUUACUUGUCUGAGCAAAGGGACAGCUUCUGUGCAGUUGAAGGUUUGAUUGCUGUUUUUAUGGUGAAUUAGGAGUGUUCAUAUAAUUACAGUUUCUGUACCUUCCUUCUAACUCAUUAAAAUUACGCCAGUGAGGGUUUAGGUAGUGUUUUCAAACAUGAAAUAUUUACAGUAUCGGUUUCUAGCACAUACUGUUGAAGGCAGCUCAAACACCCAAACUAGAGUCUCUCUGUUCCGGUCAAUUUUCCUUUUUCUUUCCUUCUACCAUAAGUGUUUUCAAACGUGUCGUAAAACACCACCAGGGAAAGCAAAUGGAAACAGAACGUAUCCGUCCGUUUCAACCCAGUUCCAGACAAUCCGAGACUUUUAAACUUUAUAUAACCAUGCAAUGUCUUAGCUAAAUGCUAAAUGAGUUGCAUAUUCUAUCUGCUUAUCGUCCUUUAUUCUACUGCAUUGCACAUUGGCAAUUCAGAAUGGAGCUUCCCAGAUUCAGAUUGUGCUAAUGCCUUAGGUCUUCGAGGGGUUAAUAAACCCUACCUCGUCAAUGCUUUUCAUGACCGGCUGUUCCUAAGCAACAAAAUUGCAAUAUUUGCUGCAUAGCUGCAUUCAUUUUCAACCCUUAAUCGUACUGUAGCACAUGUUAGACUAACCCUAAAUUAUAGAGCAUAAAUUGUCUAAGCCUGCCUCAUACAUAUAUUUAUAUAUACCAGAGCUGUAGGUUACUGAGAGAUAAGUAACCAGAGAAUAAAAAGAACACAUAAUUUGCAGUUCAUCGGUAAAUCAAGUGAACGUAGUUAUGAUUAAGCUGUCAGUCAUCCACUUCUACAGGUCUGGAAAAUGAGCCUGUUCACCAGUCGGGGGUAAAUAUUUGUAGUUGAUGUGCUCGGGAAUGAGUAUUACACUGCUUUGAGAAGCAGUUCAUGUAGGAGUACUUUGCACAAUAGAUAGUCUCUCUCACGGUUCUUAAAGGGACAGGCAUCACUUUAUAUAUUUUAUUUAAACCAGCAAGCUAACACUUUUAAACAAAUAUACAAACCAGAAUAUAUAAAACCAUUGCAUUGUUGGGCACGCCUCUCAGCUGCAGAAAAGGUGUGAUGCAUGUACUUUUUUAAAAGAAUCCUUUAAUACCAUUAUCACCUUAGCCCACUGUAGUGAGCAUGGUCCCAGGAUUGCCUUGACGCCACCCAACUUUAAGAUGUCAGACUGUUUGACAGUUUGACUACUUGAUAGCCAGUUUUCUCUAGCAGAGAAUGGGAGCACAGAGUAUCAAGAGGUUCGGCUGAUUUGACCUGCCUACCCCCUCCACUGGGUACCACCUUCUAAAUGAGUAUAACACCUUUAAGGAGGUCUUUUUAAAACAAAACAGGCAAGACAGUGCCCUUUAAAAGACCACUAUAGUCACCCAGGCCACUGCAUGUCAAUGACGAGGUCUUGGUGCAGUGAGCCUGUCCUUUUAACAAGAAACACCACAAAUUUGGGUGCUUGAUACUCUUGCUUACAGUCUUAACUAAUAUGUCACACGUAUUGACAAAACAGUGCAUCCUUUACUUACUUAUGUAACAGUGUAUCACCUACCCUCACUACUUCUGCAUCUUCAAAGUCUAAAAUUGAGCACUUAAAUUGGUGUUUAUAAAAUCCCUGUACUGUUUCCAAAUGUAUCAUGUGGACAGUUUCCUUCCAGGAAACAUAUCAAAAUCUAUUCAAACAUCAUUCUAGCAACAUGUCAUUAUCAGUGACAUCAGUGCUGUUGAUUGAUCCCAUUUCACUGUUUGUUUUCCACCUCCAGCAUGUCUUUGCUUAGUCAGCAGCCAUUCCUUUCUUUGGUUCUGACUUGCUUAAAGGGCCAGGAUGAACAGAGGGAAGGAUUAUUGACCUCACUGUACAGUCAGGUACAGCAGGUAAGUGAAACUGCUGUUAGUUUUUCCUUUCCUGAGAUGCUAGCCCUAUUUGUCUUAUUUCCAUCAGUGAUCUUCUUUCCCAUUUCCUUCUGCCUGGCAUAUCAUGCUGCUCCUUCAGUGCAACACCCCUCCUCUGCCUCCUGUAUAUUUACCUCCAGUCUCUCUCUAAUCCAUCUCACACUCAACACAGCCCUUAUUGAAGUUCUCUUUUAUGUUUAUUUUCCCUCUCCGCUUAUAUAUCAUCUCUGACUCUCUUUACCCAUCCCUAUAGAUUGUGAGUAACUGGCGAGAGGACCAGUACCAGGAUGACUGCAAGACCCCUCAGUUGCUGCAUGAUGUCUUGAAACUGAGACUUAAUUUGGUGAGUUUUGUAAAACUGUCUUCUAAUUGAAGCAGUCUUAAUGAACAUGAAAUUGGAAAUAAUAUUGGGAGAGCACAAAUACAAUGUGCAUGCGGUUUAAUAUGGGUGGAUUUGCCUUGUCACCUUGUUUUCGCACUGUGAAUAUUCUACUGUGUGUUGUGUUUCUUCUGACUGUUUGUUGCUGCUGCAGGUGGGCGGUAUGUUUGACACAGUUCAGCGAAGCACUCAGCAGACCACAGAGUGGGCCGUGCUUUUAUUGGACAUUAUCAGCAGCGGCACAGUCGAUAUGCAAUCUAACAAGUAAGCUUUUCACUAUAUGUAUUGCUGUAAACACUCCAAUAUAUAUAACCUCUCCCCUUUAAUUAUUACUCUCGUUCACUAUUUACUAUUCUCUUUUAUUUCAAAACAUUUCCAGCUCCUUUGUCCGACAAACACACUCAAAAUUAUGUUUUAAUCUCUCCUAUUCCUACCAGCGAGCUCUUCACUACAGUCCUAGACAUGCUGAGUGUGCUGAUUAACGGAACUUUGGCAGCCGACAUGUCUAGUAUCUCUCAGGGCAGCAUGGAGGAGAACAAGAGGGCGUACAUGAAUCUGGUGAAAAAACUUCGGGUAAGGCUUCGUCUGUUUUUUUCGUGUGAAUGAUGAUUGAUAGACUGUCUCUGAUUUCCAUCAUUCCGUAUCUUGGCAGAAGGAGCUGGGUGAUCGUCAGUCGGAAAGUCUGGAGAAAGUGCGACAGCUGUUACCACUUCCUAAGCAGACCCGGGAUGUGAUCACAUGUGAGCCUCAGGGAUCUCUCAUUGAUACCAAAGGAAACAAAAUCGCUGGCUUUGAUUCUAUCUUCAAGAAGGAGGUGAGAAUAUUGAUUUAACUAUCUAAAUCACUUGUGGUUUGUUCUUUUCCAGUUCAGUCAUCUUAGACUUGUUAGCGGGGGAUAUUCACGGUUGUUUUCCCUCUCAUCUCAGUAGUAUUCCUUGACUUUUGUAUUUUUUUUUUUUUUAAUUAAUCUAGAGAGGCAUAGUUUCAUGUAUAAACCUGUUCCAAUUUGACAUUAUUCCUUAAUUAACAGGGUUUACAAGUCUCAACCAAGCAGAAGAUUUCCCCGUGGGAUCUCUUUGAGGGACUUAAGCAGUCAGCCCCCCUCUCUUGGGGAUGGUUUGGGACUGUGCGUGUAGACAGGCGCGUGUCUCGGUUGGAAGAGCAGCAACGUUUAUUACUGUACCACACCCACAUUAAACCCAAGCCACGUACCUACUACUUGGAGCCACUCGCACUCCCCCCUGAGGACGAGGAGCCUCCAACACCCACAAGUAUAGAACCUGACAAGAAGCUUGGGGAGCCCAUCAAGGUGGAUAAGAGUGGAGGGGCAAGCACUGGUGCCACCGAUGACAGAAAGAAACAAAAUAGGAAUAAAACUAAAAAGAGAGCCCAGGCAACAAGUAAAGGAGAGGUUUGUAUGUCGUUACAUACCUUUAUCAUAAAGAACUGAACCAGUUAGUGGUGCUUAUAUUUCAAUUAACCUUUAAUUGCAAUUGGUCACAAUAACUACACAAUGUUACUUUUCUGUCGGCACACACAUUCUCUGUAACCAUCCUUUUAUUUGCCUCACUUUAGGAUUACGGGCUGGGCGGGGGCCGUUCUGGGCCUUUAGGGAUUGGAAUACAAAAUGACCACUUGCAUGUCCAAGGGGCUGGGCAAGUGUCUCGUUUGAAUUAUGUUGCACAAAAUGUAGCAACACUUUUUGCCCAUAAUCAGCCACUUCCUCCUGGUGAGUAUUGCCUUACUCUCUAUUGCAUUAUGGUAAUAAUUUAUAGAAUUCCUCUUCUGAGUGUGUGUCACGGCUGCCUCUUACUACAUUCAUUACACCAUCUCCUUGUCCAAACAGGUGGCCCACGUGUAGAUAGUAGUGCCUAUAGACCCCCUAGGGUCUCUAUGGUGAAGGUGGCACAGACUCGACCUCAAUAUCCUGGGGUAAUGCCUUCCAAUGUAGGAAUGUACAGACCUCAGGCUCCAACUCCCCAGGGGCAGCUACUGAGACAGCAUCUACAGGCCAAGCUGGUAAGUGGGCCAAUUGUCAGUCUUGCACGAUGAUACGGGAAUGUGUAUAUGUAAAGGAAACGCAUUGGGCAUAAAAAUGUAGUUGUACAGAAAAUGAGUGACCGAUGUUUAAUUACUUCCCACUUAGCAAGGACAAGGAACUAUGCCCCAGCCUGGCCGGCAGAUGACACCAAAUCCUCCCUAUGGCCCCAUUCAGCCCACUCAGGUAUGUAAGAAGAGUAGAAAUGUCUCAUUUAGUAAACAUGUAGUUUUACAUCUGAUAUCGUAAGGUGAUGUGAAGUGGAACUUUCACUUUUUUUUUUUUCCAUCUUUGUAAACACUUCUGCUUGCUAUUUCAUAAAAUUCUAUUUAGCAAAACACAUAAAUUUAAUUUAGUUUACUGUCAAAACCUGUUAAUAUGCGUUGCUGUUUUAUUGCAUUUAGCCAUUGUGAGAUGGGAAUCAUGGGAUAUGCAAGUCGACGGUUAGGAAUGCCGUUGUGAUGUUAGAGUAAAGUUAUUUCCAUUUGUUUAGAGGAAAUAAAAAUUGAAUGGUGUGUAAAAUGAUGAUUAUAAAUUAUUUUUAUUUGUUUUAGAAAAUAAAAUGCUCUCAUCUAAAGUAUGACAUGUUCUUUAAGAUCAUAUUAAACGGUAAUACGGUGCAGGCUACACAUAACGUUAUUAAAGUCUACCUUCUCAUUCUGCUUUAGGGUUACACAUCUUACAGUCCUCAUCUAACCAUCCAGCAACAUCCCCCUCCUGCUCAACCCGGCACAUUGGUAUCUCCAGCUUAUGGCAAUCAGACUUACCCUGGAACGCUUACCACUUCUGGUGGUGCUCUCCUUGAUCCUAUGCGUCAAAUGCCCCAGAGGGGCUAUGUUCACCAACAAGCAGCUGGCUAUGGUUAUGCGCCUUCUGGAGGACCGAGGUAUUUCACAAAAUUACAUUUUCACUUUCCCAGUGAUGUUCACUGUCCUCAUUUAUUAAUUAAAUCUUGUUUGAAUGUUUGUGAUUUUUCACCAGAUUUACACACCAGCAGAUGCCACAGGCAGGAAUGAUGGCCGGAAUGGGUCACAUUGCUGCUCAAUCGGUAACAGGGGCAAUUCGGCCCAACCAAAUGCUACCAGAGCAGCAGCAGCAGUACUUAAGAAACCAAAUGAUACGGGUAAGUUAGGAAAAUACUGUUGGUUAUGAGAACUAAAUAUGGAUACUUCUCUCUAUAUAUAAUCUAUAGAUACUAUAUGUCAGGGCUUUAAAUGUCAAGUCUUACACUACUAGCCACGUCUGAAAAGUUACUUGCCACUGCAAGCCUUGGGAGCCCAUGUCCCACUCACCAAGGGUGAUUUUUACUCACUAGGGUCAUAUUUUCUUUCACCCUUCUGGCAGAUGCAGGCUUUUCCCUUUUUGUAAUAUUACCUUUUUUAACUGUGUAGCUGUGGGUGCAGCUGACAGAGGGGAACCUCGGGUAUUGAAAGAUACCUGGGAUUCCUUGGUAUUCCCUGCUGGUACCUACUGCAUGAGGGUCUAUGCCGUCACUGGGAGUUAAAGCCUGCACUGAAUGAUGGCAUAGACCGUGAUUAAGGUUAUGAUUCUUUUUUUUUUUGUCUGUGUUUGCACUAGUUUACUAAUUAAUUUUCUUGAUUCAGCAGCAGCAGCAGCAGCAACAACAACAACAACAGCAGCAACAGCAGCAGCAGCAGCAACAACAACAGCAGCAGCAGCAGCAACAACAGGCCCAGGCUCCACCACAACAACAGGCACAGCCACAACCACCUCCCCAGCAAGUCGCAUCUGUACCACAGUCUCAAGGGCAGCCACCUGGACUCGGAAUGCAGUCUUUGCCCCCUCAACAACCAAUGGUAAUUAGCAGCAUCCCUUUUGCCAGUAUAUGCAGGAGUUUUUCAGAGUUGACCAUUCAUUUUUUUUUUUUUCUGACCUCUUUUCCCAGUUUCCGAGAACGGGAUUGCAGCAGACUCAGCAGCAGCAACAGACUGCAGCACUAGUUCGGCAACUACAACAACAACUAUCCAGUGAGUAACGUAACAAGUAUACUCGUAUUUCCAGAACUGCUGAUAUUUCUUAGCCAUUCUCUGCUGUCCUGUAUAAGGUGUCUGCUAGUAGCUAAACGAACACUGCAGAUUUUUGUAAGACUACAUUUCCUGUGAUAUUUGGCUCAGAUAGAAUGGCAAUGUAUUUUCAUCAAUAUCUGCAGUGCGAAGGUUAGUCAUUGCUGGUCAAUGUGAACAUCGAACUCUCCAGAAACGACAAUAUAACAAACUCUCUGUUUUACUCUCCGUAUUCCAACAGAUACACAGCCACAGCAAACGUCUAAUCCAUUUGUACGCUACUGACUUAAAGACGGUGGAAUCAGUGUUUUGCGUGAACCCUAUGGGUAAAAAGCCUGUUCUGGGUCGAUCCGAGUUCUGAGAGAGAAGAAAAUACCACAGAAGUUGUUUGUUUCUUCUUCUUCGUCAGACAGACAGUGUUUGGAAACGUUGUUGUAUGAGCUCCUGAUAGAGGAACAUUGUAGCCAGAUUUCAUGGCUAAUGCAAAAAAAAAAUAAAAAAAAAAUAUAUAUAUAUAUAUAUAUAUAGAAUGGAUACUGGAGCUCGGUAUCUAAUGUACAACAAUGUUAAACCAAUGUGGGAGCCAGGGGUGGCUUCGGAACCCUGUGAAUUCUGGGUGGGGAGGUGCCCAUGUGUCUUGUGGACCUUUUUACCUUUUAAAAAAAGUUUACUAUUUUAUUAACCUGGCUAUUAAAUUUCAUUUUCUAAGGUAUUUAUAUGACCACGUAGUCUCCUCUGCUGUUCGGAUACCACUAAGAACUAAACAUCUGGCUCUGCCCCAGGCAUGAGGAUAGAGGCAGAAAGUAUUUAUGAGAACCGGGCCUCGUGUGUAAUAUGUACAGUGUUUUGGAUAAAAAUUGUCUCUUGCCAAUGGUGCCUACUUCAAACAGGGCCUGCUGCACUUGUUGUACUGAGAGAACCCUUUACUGUACCCCAUGCUACUGCUCUUUCUAUGUGCUGCGACUGCUGGCCUAUGCUCACUCUCAUUCAGCCGUCCCUGUGAUUCUCUGCACUGGAAUGGGGGAAACUUGCAUAUAAAAAUGGGUAAAACGUUGAUCGUUCAAAACCUGCUAGUAGUCUCCUCUUAUACUGUUGGAAGACUAGACUUGGGAUUUAUUCACAAAACACUGAAUUGUAGUGAUUGAAAAACAAGCUGCAUAAUUUUAGCAAAAAUAAUUGGGUUCGGACAUUUCAUUUACGGUCGCAGCUUGACUAUUUUAGCCUGAAUUUUGAAAUCUCAGUUUUUAGUGGUCCACAAUACAGUUAGCUGAAUGAAACCCAGGUGCAACUAUUUUUUUGUGCAUUGUUUCAAGUUUUGGAUUGUAACUUUAAAACACACAUGAAAACCCUAUCUCCACCCUAUACGUCAUUUUGAAACCCAUGUCUGUAGUGCUAUUACUUCCGGCACCCAGUUUUUAAAACCCACGUGUAGUUGCACUAACUUCACCCAACACACAGUUUCAAAUACUUUCUCCAACCCACCAUCCGUAAACCAUGAGGCAGCUUUACCUUCAGGAAGGUAUAAUCUGUACAGUAAGCCGUCAAAGGUACCUGAAGAUCGUGUCUUCCAUUCCUAACGUGGUGCCCUAGACGUGAUGUGGCAUGCAGCGGUUGAUGCAUGCCACAUAUAAUGUCUAGUGCUAAGGGUUAUGAGAGGCAACUGUCAAGUGGGGGCUGGGUCAGCUGCAAUCCUGGCACAAUUAGAUGUAGUCUUUACUGCUAUGCUGAUGAUAUAGUAGUACAUUCCGGUAAAGUCACAUGUAUAAAAUUAGCUGAUACCAAAACAUUGUAGAUGUGACUGGAUAAUUUUUCUUAAACCUAUGUUAAGUUUGAGAUAAAUGUAUAACUUGAAAAGUAAAGAGAUCUUGUCAUUUGAUGUACACCAAGAGGAGGUGUGCAGUGGGGUGGAGGAUAGUCCAGACUGAAGCUAUACGUCAACAUACCGUGCCCCACUUUAUUUCCUUCUCACAUUCACUGAAUCACACACGGACCUGCAGCAAAUACCAUGUUACAUGUCAGAGAUUGUGUGUGACGAUCUACUGUGCCUAAAUCUACAGCACUUCCUUUAUGUUUGUGCACAUCAUGAGAGUGGCCUUCUCAGCUUUACCACCACCUUCUAACAUUUUUUUUUCUGUGACCACAGUCUACUCUCCUUUCCAGUUCUCUGCUGUAUAUUGUGUUGUGGGUUCGAAUUCAUGCUUGUUUUGACAUCGGACAUUCGGUGUCCCAUUGGCAAUAGCUUAGAGGUAUUAUGGAGGGUGCUGAUUGACCUGUAACUGUGGUUAAGACACAGACAAUUUAGAAAGAAGCAUUUGUCGCCCAAUCCAGUAUGUAGCACACCAGCAUCAUGUGAUUAAUUCUCAGGGUACCUGUGUCCUUGACGAAAAGAAAAACCCUCUUUAUAAAUGUAUUAUAUAUAUGUAUGAUAUGCAUAAUGCACCUCCCUUGUUUAUGAGGAGGGGAAUUGACAGACUCCUUCACUGCUACGGUGAGUGGAAGAGGCAGCAUGAUACAAUUUGUUUUCUGUUAAUUUUGGCAUUAAUUAUCAAAUUUUCCCCUUGUUUUUGUUUGAGAAACUGUGAGUUUUCUAUGUAUGUCAACAUUAAUGUGCGGUAAUUGUGUCAAGAAUGCUUUCUGCUUCCUCUGAAAAUUUUUGUUUAAAUGUUUUGUGACCAACCAUGCCAUUCUCAUCAUCCUGGCAAACAAGGAAAUUCUGUCUUACAGAUUGCAAGUUCCAUGUGUAUUAUUUUAAUUUUUUUUUCAUCUGUGUCACUUUGACUGUUUCU